AUGCAGUUCAGCGCUCUCUUCACGUCUGUCCUCUGCCUAGCUGCAGUCAACUUUGCUGCCGCAGAGGACACCACCUCCGUGUCGACCGCGACCGUCACCAAGACCUUGAUCCGAGUAAACUCGGUCACCGUCACCCCCACUCCCACUCCCACUCCUAGCUCCAGCAUGAUGAGUGUCGUGGCGACUUCCACCCCGUUGGUUGUCUCAUCUACCCACGCUGCUCCCUCUGCCACCCACACUGGCGGUGCGGUCAGCAUGGGCGCCGGCGUGCCGGCUGCCCUCAUCGCUGGCUCUUUCGCGCUCAUUAUGGGCCAGACCUUCUAG
This is a messenger RNA of Penicillium maclennaniae, 324 nucleotides long. RefSeq lists its product as uncharacterized. Lineage: Eukaryota; Fungi; Ascomycota; Eurotiomycetes; Eurotiales; Aspergillaceae. The transcript has a single exon. The coding region runs from base 1 to 324 and encodes 107 amino acids. The record is from RefSeq and is a predicted model, not a curated record.